Messenger RNA from Podarcis raffonei (Aeolian wall lizard), 5018 nucleotides. It is a transcript of the gene MDGA2, whose product is annotated as MAM domain containing glycosylphosphatidylinositol anchor 2. Gene Ontology annotation, cellular component: plasma membrane. The transcript has 17 exons. Gene Ontology annotation, molecular function: protein binding. The coding region runs from base 158 to 3040 and encodes 960 amino acids. Gene Ontology annotation, biological process: homophilic cell-cell adhesion. Lineage: Eukaryota; Metazoa; Chordata; Lepidosauria; Squamata; Lacertidae. The record is from RefSeq and is a predicted model, not a curated record.
CCGCCGCUGCCUCCCUCUCCAUCCUCGUCCUCGCCCUCCUCCAUCCUCGGGAGCCGCGAGCGGGCCGUGGCGGAGCGAGCGAGCGGGGCGCGCCUCCUCCUGCUCCCGGUCCCCUCCGCCCGGAUAUGUGGCUGCCGCUGCUCCCGCCGCCGCCAAGAUGGAUUUAGCCUACGGGGCCGUGUGGCUGCUCGCCGUGCUGCUGGAGGGCAUCUCCGGGCAAGGCGUCUACGCCCCACCCACAGUGAGAAUCAUCCACUCGGGCCUGGCCUGCAACAUUGAGGAGGAGCGGUACUCGGAGAGAGUGUACACGAUCCGGGAAGGGGAGACGCUGGAGCUGACCUGCUUGGUCACCGGGCACCCUCGGCCGCAGAUCAGGUGGACCAAAACAGCAGGAAGUGCCUCUGACCGGUUUCAAGACUCCAGCGUCUUCAACGAGACGUUGAGGAUCGCCAACAUCCAGCGACAUCAAGGGGGGCGCUACUAUUGCAAGGCGGAGAAUGGCUUGGGCUCGCCAGCGAUCAAAUCGAUCAGGGUCGACGUGUACUAUCUGGACGACCCAAUUGUGACCGUCCACCAGAGCAUAGGGGAAGCCAAGGAACAGUUUUACUAUGAGCGGACGGUGUUCCUCAGGUGCGUGGCCAAUUCCAACCCACCUGUCCGGUACAGCUGGCGGCGAGGGCAGGAGGUGCUGCUCCAAGGAUCCGACAAGGGGGUUGAAAUUUACGAGCCCUUCUUUACCCAGGUAGGAAUCAAGGGUGAAACCAAGAUCCUGAAGCUCAAGAACCUCCGGCCGCAGGAUUAUGCCAACUACAGCUGCAUCGCUUCGGUCAGGAACGUCUGCAACAUCUCCGACAAAAUGGUGUCCUUCCGGCUUUCCAACAAAACAGCAUCUCCCUCGAUCAAGCUCUUGGUGGACGACCCCAUCGUGGUGAAUCCUGGGGAGGCCAUCACCUUGGUGUGCGUCACAACAGGCGGGGAGCCCCUCCCCACCCUCACCUGGGUCCGGUCGGUGGGGGCCCUGCCUGAGAAGACGGUCCUGAAGGGAGGGACGCUGACCAUCCCGGCCAUCACCUCCGAUGACGACGGCACCUACAGCUGCAUCGCCAACAACAAUGUGGGGAACCCAGCAAAGAAGUCCACCAACAUCAUCGUCCGAGCCUUGAAGAAAGGGCGGUUCUGGAUCACACCUGACCCGUAUCACAAAGACGACAACAUCCAGAUCGGCCGGGAGGUCAAGAUCUCCUGCCAGGUGGAGGCAGUCCCUUCCGAGGAGCUCACCUUCAGCUGGUUCAAAAACGGCCGGCCACUGCGCAGCUCAGAGAGGAUGGUCAUCACGCAGACGGACCCCGACGUCUCCCCGGGCACCACCAACUUGGAUAUCAUUGACCUGAAGUUCACGGACUUUGGGACAUACACCUGUGUUGCAUCCCUGAAGGGUGGGGGGAUUUCGGACAUCAGCAUCGAUGUCAACAUUUCCAGCAGCACAGUUCCACCCAACCUGACUGUCCCACAAGAAAAGUCGCCCUUGGUGACCAGGGAAGGAGACACAGUUGAGCUGCAGUGCCAGGUGACUGGGAAGCCCAAGCCGAUCAUCCUCUGGUCCAGGGCGGACAAGGAGGUCCCCAUGCCCGAUGGAACUAUGCAGAUGGAGAGCUACGAUGGGAUCCUGAGGAUCGUCAACGUCUCGAGGGAGAUGACGGGGACUUACAGGUGUCAGACCAGCCAGUACAAUGGAUUUAACGUCAAGCCAAGGGAAGCCCUGGUGCAGCUCAUAGUGCAGUAUCCUCCCGCCGUGGAGCCGACCUUCUUGGAGAUCCGUCAGGGCCAAGGCCGAAGCGUCACCAUGACCUGCCGUGUUCUGAGGGCUUACCCUACCCGCGUCUUGACCUUCGAGUGGCGGCUGGGCAACAAACUCCUUCGGACGGGGCAGUUUGACGCCCAGGACUCCACCGAGUACACGAUCCGGAGCCUUUCCAGGGACAGCUAUGGGAUUUACAACUGCAACAUCAUCAACGAGGCGGGGGCCGGGAGGUGCACCUUUCUGGUGACAGGCAAAGCCUAUGCGCCGGAGUUCUACUACGACACCUACAACCCGCUGUGGCAGAAUCGGGCCCGCGUCUACGCCUACAGCCUUGAGUGGACUCAGAUGAACCCGGACGCUGUGGACCGCAUCCUCACGUACCACCUGGGCAUCCGGCAGGCCGGACAGCAGCGCUGGUGGGAGCAGGAAAUUGCUGUGAACCUGAAGAUCCAGAAGGGAGAAUUGAUCACCUACAACCUGACCGAGCUGAUCAAGCCUGAGGCUUACGAAGUCCGCCUGACCCCGGUCACCAUAUUCGGAGACGGAGACUCGACCAUUCGCGUGAUCAAAUACAGCGCCCCAAUGAAUCCUCACCUACGAGAAUUCCACUGCGGCUUUGAAGACGGCAACAUUUGUUUGUUCACCCAAGACGAGAAGGACAACUUUGACUGGACGAGGCAAAACAUUAUCCUCCGGGACACCAAGUACACCCCAAACACAGGGCCCAGCGCUGACCGGUCAGGAUCCAAGGAAGGGUUCUUCAUGUACAUUGAAGCCUCCAGUCCCAGGAAGGAAGGAGACCGGGCCAGACUGACCAGUCCUCUCUUUAGCAUCCCCCCAAAAAACCCCUACGGAGCCACCAACACAGCAUACUGCUUCAGCUUCUAUUACAACAUGUACGGACAACACAUAGGAACCUUGAAUGUCUACCUGCGGUUGAAGAACCAGGCUUCCAUAGAAAACCCCUUCUGGUCAUCGAGUGGCAACAAAGGGCAGCAUUGGUCUCAGGCCCGAGUGAAUAUACACCCAAACACUUCGUUCCAGGUUGUUUUUGAAGGGAUUCGUGGCAAGGGUAUCGAAGGCGACAUCGCCAUCGACGACAUCUCGAUUGUGGAAGGCGAAUGCACAAAAGAGGACUAUGUGAACAAUCAUAUACCUUCGGGCACAGUCAGGACUCUGCCACAUAUACGGAUUUUCCCCGUUUUCCUUCUCAUGUCUGUCUUAAGUCAUCAGAGGUGACCUUAUUCCGGCAGAGGCUACAGCAGACAACGUGGGCAUGAGGAAACAAGAACAUUUUUAAAAAGAAACAAAAACUACCAAAGAUUCCUCCACUGACUGACUCAAAAACGAUUUUUUAAAAAAUAAAAAAAGAAGAAGACGAUGAAGAAGAAGAAUCAAACAUUAAAAAAAUAUAAAUAUAUAUAAAAAAGGGAGCCUUGGGAGUUUAUAAAAGACAAAAGAGAUGGAGCGACAAAGGGGCUGCGGACGCCACAGUUUUCCACGUGGAAGUGAAGGAGAGAGACCUUCAGGUGCUUUUGUGGUUAAUUAGAGACGAACAAACGAAACCAGAGAGAGAAAGAGAGAGACACACACAUACACACAUAUACACAGCAUUCAUUGGAAGAACUCUGUCAAAGAGCUAUAGAAUUCCUUGUUCAAAGCACAAAGUCAUGGCUUGUUUUGUUUCAAAUGAAUAGCUCGCUUGUUGCCAUGGAGGCCCUCAUGACUUGCCAACGGAGAGAUUUCGUGAAAGAGAGAGAGCGUGAAAGAAGGGGGAACGGAGGAGAGAGCCCACUCCCUACACCUCACUGCGAAACAGGGUAGAAGAUGAGCCUGCAUUUCUGUUCUUCCCCCUUCCACACGAGGUUUUUCCCCGCAUCGAGUCCCACGCCGCCCUUUCAGGCCCCCUUUCCUCGCCUCUGCCCUCGGGAAGGAGGACCCGGCGGCACCCGAGCUCUUCUUGAAGACAUUCUCGUUUCAGUUCCCCAUGGCAAGGCUAGAUCCACGGUAUGCGGCCUCCUCGCUUUGCAUGCAUCGACGUAACUCCGGGAACGUUCGGACGUUCGGUGGUGACACGGGUCUGUCCAAAGUUGGCUUGCGGCCACUCGGACGCCAUGCCCGGACGCCAUCUUCCCCUGCCCCCAGGCCCUCGCACCCUCUGAGACCCCUUUCCUCCUGCUCCGCCCCCUCCCCUCCCAAGCCCGGCCGGAGUCAUCCGUUUGAACCAAGUGACGAAACCAAACUACCAUCUUUUUUUCUAAAACGCCAUGGAAACCAAGUGCCUUCAACAAUAACAAGCCUGAGAAGAAGAAAAACGAAAUGUGGGGUGGGUGGGGAAACGGAAUCACGGAGGGGAGAAGCUUGCAGGUUCGGGGGAUGUUUGCAAAAACAAAAAACACUUCUCUUUUUUUCCCUAAAGAGCAAAAAAAAUAAAAAAUCAAUCAAUAAAAAGUCCAUCGUAAACGCUGAAGAGGAAUGGUAAAGAGCAAAAGCAGCGAGCUGCUUCUGGAGAUGGAUUGACUUGGAAGCCCCUUGCGGGCAGAGACCUUCCCGACAGCCAUGGCCUUUCUACGUAGCGCCUGUGAGAAAUUGGUGCCCGUUUGAUCCUGGGGGAAACGGUUGCAGCCUUUGCUUUUCAGAGUACCAUGUGAGGUUGGCUGGAGGAGUUGUAAAAGAAGGUGGUUCACACACACACAAACACACACAGAGAUACACACAAACACGGAGUUUUUCUUACUCUAACCUGUGCGCAAAACCAGAUUGGUCCUUACUUUUAGCGAGCUGAGGAAGCAGGGGGAGGCCAGCGGGGCGAGGGGAAGCAAACAAGACUCUUUGCGGCAAAAUGCAAGCCAGCCGACCUGGUUUCAUGUCAAAAACACGGAGAAGAGAAGUCCUCUGCCCUUUCAUCAGACUCUUGUGCAAAAUUGUGAAAUAUUAUUUUAUUAUUUUAGCAAAAUUUUAAGAAAAAAAUACAGAAAAAAAACCAACGACAGCAAAUCACUUUUACAAAAAAAAUAAUAAAAGAAAAAAAUAAAACCUGUACAAAUUAUUUCCAGUUACCUGGCUCCAUCCCAUACCUAUAAUCAGCCAAUUUUUCCAAUACACUGUAAAUUUCCCCUUCUAUACAAGUCGGUAAUGGGAAAAAAAAUUGAAGACCUUUUUUCCUUAAAUUAUCUCAGCUUUUGACUUCAUUAAAAAGAAAAAGAGUUUUGCCUAA